Messenger RNA from Odontomachus brunneus, 3312 nucleotides. RefSeq lists its product as uncharacterized. The coding region runs from base 355 to 3312 and encodes 985 amino acids. The record is from RefSeq and is a predicted model, not a curated record. Lineage: Eukaryota; Metazoa; Arthropoda; Insecta; Hymenoptera; Formicidae. The transcript has 3 exons.
UCGGCGAUAUACAGCAAAAUCCGAUUCGAGAAUUUUCUCAUCGAGUUUAAACGAUGAGAUCCUCUCGCGGCUAAUAUCGUGCCUCCAAAUUCGCAAUUAAGCAAAACCAAUUAUAACAGUGAAAAAUAUGUGAGAGAUCUCGAGACACGUUGAAUCGACAAAUGUCUAAUUUCUCCUACGGGAGAUUUGACUGGAGGAAAAUUUUAGUCUAGAGGAAUUCCAGAGAAUCGUCCGAGACGAAUCCUCGUCGUCGUCGUUAUCGUUGAAGACUCUUGUAAAUCCGUCGAUCUCUGACAAAACUCGUACGACUUAGACUCGUAGUGUAAGCACGGCAAGGCCAAAGGAGAUCAAAGAAUGUUGCCCGAUAAAAAGGACCGUCCACCGAAAACCAGAUUCAAUUCUCGAGAUAGAUCGAAAGAGACGCGCGCGACCUGCGUACCGCGACUCAAGAGCUUCCCCGCCGAGAAGAUCAAGAAACUGGAUGAUUCGCCGACGUUCUCGCCCGAGCCAAUUGGCGUGGCAAUGGUGCAACGAGAUCCCCGGGUAGUCUUCCUGGCGAGCUCGUCUGUCGGGAUUAACUGCGAUCGUGGCGACGCAACGUCCUCUGAAUUGUCGCAUCAGCAAUUCAAACUGCCGCGUGCGUCAGCCACGAAUCAGCAACAGGUUGCUCCGAACCAUCAGCAAACCGAUCAAACGAGUCCACAAUCCGACAGCUUGCAAACCCGACGAACCGGGUCUUCCGAAAGACAAGCGCGUCGUCCUCUCGCACCGAAUGCGUACCAAGAGGUAGUCGUGCACGAUCGAUCACCUCGAAAUCCGUCGACGGUCAACCAGCAGAUGAUCGUUCAACAUCCACCGACACGAGGCACGAAGCGAGCUUUCGAACCAUCCGCGUCUGUCGAGCGAGAUUGCGACGAGGCUGUCGUUCUCGAAUGCGAAGAGCAGCCGGUCGGUGGCCGGAACGCGGCCAGUUACAGACAAGCGAUCAUGCAGAUGCAGCGACAGCAGCAAGACGCGAAUAACUAUCAAGGUGUUCACUUGCAAGAUGCCAAUGAAGCCUCAUCGCGCCAUCCGUUUCCAGAGAGUCGUCAGCCGAUCUGUCAGCAGCCUCAGCACGACGUGUAUCAUCAGCAAAUGUCGCAGGCGCUCGAUCACGCUCAAUCAUCGAUCUCUAAACAGCAACAGCGCAAUAGCUCCAGGACACACUGCAGUUACCAGAAUUGGCGAUUGUCCGCGGCGCAAUUAGUUUCUGCACAGGGGAUGACUUCGCCGCAGGACAUGACGAUAAGUCAGAUGAGGCUGACGCGGCACAAUCUGCCAGUCCAUCAGCAGAAUCUCGGCUGCCCCGUUAGUCAAAGCGCGUGGCCGCUGGAUGGACGAUGGACGGAUCAUAAUCAGCAGCAUUCGUGUCAACAACAACAACAACAACAAGUGCCUUCACCACACUGGGGCUGUUGUUACCAGGAUAUGCCGGAUAACAGUUUCAGCCGACAGAGCCCGGUGGAGCAAGAUCAGCGUGUACCGUUGCGGAAUCAAAUGAGCUGCGAGGCUGUCGCCGAUCAGCAAGCUAUCAAAGAGGCUCACGCCCGACAGAACGACAGCAAGAGGACGUUGCAGUUCACACCGGACAUGAUCCGCGAUCAGGAAUUGUUGGUCUCCACCAUGAGGCAGCAAGGCAUACCCCACGACGUGAUGCGCCGUCAAUUCGACGCGCUGCUGCACGAACAACGCAGACACUUGGCCUACGUCGCGCAGUUCCAACAGCAGACCGAUGCGUCGGAGAUAAAGCGAACGUGUCGGCUGGUGCAAAGGAGGACGAAGAAUGAUGAGAAGCCGGAAUGGAUGGUGCACAUCACGCCGCCGCGGAUCUCGUACAGCGACCUGGAAAGUAUAAAGUCUCAGCAGAGAACCCCAAACGAGCAGCACCCGACGAACGAUCAACCGUCGCAGGAAGUUGGCAGAACAGUGCCUGUUCAGCUGCAGCAACAGGAUUAUCGUUCGCAGCAGCCGACAGAGGAGACAAUCGCUCCGGCUGUUUCACCUCGGCGAGUGUACUUGCAGAUGAAUCCUCAUCAGUGGCAGCAGAAAGCGAUCGAUUGGUCGCGCAGAGGCGAUCAUCGAACGCCGUGUGGUUUCAUGGGCUGUUACCCUUACGGCCAUCAGCGAAGUGCACUGAACGGUUUCUACUGUCAACCAAGCAUCAACGGAUUCGACCAGUCUCAGCAAGGCUCCCACCAAUGUCUGUACGACGCGUCUUAUUACAGCGCAAAUCCAAUUUAUUCGUACCAAAUGCAUCCCGAACAUCAAAAGGCCUGGCUUGAUGAGCGCAAUGCGACUUCACCCAGUCAAACUGGCAAGCGGGGAGUUCCAACGAACGCCGAGCGGAGCGAGAAACCCACCGAGCCUUCCAGUCUGCUGAAGAUGCGCGUAUACAAGGAAGUGAUUCGCCCUCAGAAGCGCAACAACGGCCUGCAAGAUCCGGAAACCGUUCGAAGAGCGCUCGAAGCGCUAAAGGAUCCGACCAGUAAGAAGGGUUUCGAGUACUUGGCCAAUUUGGCGCGGAGGAAGCCCACGAUCAGGCUGAACGGCGCUCAAGAGGCCGACGAGAUCCCGGAAGACCUGCGCGCAGUCUCCUUGGAGAACACCUCGUGGGCUCCGAAGAGGGUCUCGGCGAACGGUUUGGAGAACAACAGGAACCCGAACAAUCCUUCGCUACGUGUCUCGCGGCCCAGAAGACUCGACGAGCCUGCGAUGAUAGAGUACCCGCGACAGAGACAGAGACUCAAGACCUGUUACGGCGCGACGGCUGAGAUGCUGGCCAACGGGCAGCAGCGAGAUCAUGCAGCUGUGGUCUCCCAUGUGCGGGACGCAGAAUCGAUUCCUUGCGAUCGAGCACGUACCGUCAAUAACGGCACGAUCACCCCCCCAUACGGAGGUGCUCCGGAUUAUCAGCAGAUGCAGCGGUGCUGUCACAGCGGACAGAGGCUGGCGAGCCACAAUGGCGGCCAAGGCGACGGUAUUGCGAGCACACAACGGCCCAAUGCACCGGACGCGACGGGAAUCGAUCGCGCCGGCGGCGAUGCACUCGGCGAGAACUCGAGCGCCGAGGGGACAACCAAGCGCCGGAGCGGCGAGCAAUCGAUGCCGGGGACGUGCUCUUAUGGCCGGCCGGAUAUCCGCGAGGCGAGGACCAUCGCCUGCGCCGCGGCGCACCUUCCCGCCAGGAAGCCCGAUUACGCGCCGAACAAUCUCGCCGUCUCGCCGGAUAAACUGCUCGCGAGCAAGCUCGUGCGACCGCCGAUGAUACUUUAG